AAUAUAAUAUUUAGUUAUUGUAUAUUAAUUUUAAAACCCACAGCAGCCAAGCAAUUUACAUUUCCCAUCUAGUCUAGGAACAGAUGACCUACCCAAGAAGAGCUAUUCCUUCCCAGAACAUCAUGAGAACUCUACAAAAGAUGAAAAGGACUUUCAGUAUCAGGAGUUAAUUUAUUCCUUGUGUUCUUUCCCAGUGUGGCUCACUACUAUCGUACUAGGUCCCUUGUGUCUUUAUGGGGAUAAUGCACCUCUGCUUUGGGGGAAUUUUUUGUAACAACCUCAUUACAUUCCUUUUAUGAAAGCCAAUUAACUUUUACUAAUUCGAGUUGGUAAUGAACUCCUACUCUUGUGGAGGGUCAAGAGCUAUAAUGCUAGAAGCCAUAACCCCUCAAGAUUAUCCAAAUAUCCAUGAUGGGGAAUAAUAGCUAGCAAUACUUUCAAUGGAGCCCAACUCAUUAGCAUAAUUAAUCAAUUGAGGGAGUGACCCUAGAAAGGGUUCCAUAUAGGUUUGUUUUUUAAACCAUCACCUUCCAUCUUAGAAUUAAUCCAAAGUAUCAGUUCCAAGGCAGAAGAGUGAUAAGGAUUAGGCAAUUGGGGUCAAGUGACUUGCCUAAGGUCACACAGAUAGGAGGUGUCUGAGGCUAGAUUUGAACUCAGGAUCUCCCAUCCAUUGAGCCAGCCCCUUGCCCCACUACACAGGUUUUUAAGAUUUAUAAAGCAUGUCUACUUUAGUUGAUCCUCAUGAGAGCUUUGUGAAAUAGUUAUUUUAUAGAUGAGGGACACAAGGCUCAUAUAUUGCUCAGGGUUAAAAAUUUGGGAGGCAGAUUUCAAACUCUGAUUUUUUCCUGAUUCUGAGACCAGAACUCUUUUUUCUCUCUCAUGCUGCCUCUCUUUUAAGUUUUGAACAAUCUGAGAUAUAAUGUUGGCCUCAAAAAAUUAUAGUAUUUCAGAUUAUAGGCUCUGGGACCUGAGAGUAGCAGAAAAAUGUAUCAAACACCAGCUGUCCCAUGUCACUAUCCAGCAGAUCUAAUAACUAUGCCCAUAUUUGUUGAAGCUAACUCUUUAACAUUCAUCAUGCAGUCCAUGACAUGGCUAUGCAAGGGAGGAUAUAUUUGUUCACCCAGGAGGCUUCUUGGACCUACUACUCCACUGCACAGUUCUGAUCGCAAAAGCAGAUACUAAGGAUGGAGAAGAGGUCUCGAAGCUCCUCCAGAGAGUCCCCUAAGCAAAACAGAAGCCCUCCACGUAAGAACAAAAGAGGAAAGUCAGAUAAAAAGGAUCAACGUAACGGUCGAGAUACUGAACAGGAGAAGCAGAAUUCUAAGAAGAGGAAAGGAAAGGAGGACACGGACAAUGUGACUCUCAUAGAGACAGAUAACAGAAUCCAGACUUCCACCGUGGUGGAUGUAGAUGAUGUCAUGGGCUCCUUGGAAGAUGAAACUGAGGUGAUGGCCCUGUUCGAAAGUGAACAACAGGAAGAAGGUAUAAAAUCAUCUCAUCUAGGAAUGUGUGAGUGGCUUCUCAUCAUCUUGUCCCUACUGCUCAUCGUUGCAACUUUCCCUGUCUCUAUUUGGUUCUGCAUAAAGGUAGUGCGGGAAUAUGAGAGAGUCAUAAUAUUCCGUCUGGGACAUCUUCUUCCAGGAAGAGCCAGAGGCCCUGGCCUUUUCUUUUUUCUGCCCUGCCUGGAUACCUACCACAAGGUGGACCUCCGCCUCCAGACUCUAGAGAUUCCUUUCCAUGAGGUGGUGACAAAAGAUAUGCUCAUAAUGGAGUUAGACGCCAUCUGCUACUAUAGGAUGGAAAAUGCUUCUCUGCUCCUAAGCAACCUUGCCCAAGUGUCCAAAGCAGUCCAGCUGCUGGUACAAAUCACCAUGAAGCGUCUCUUGGCCCAUCGCUCCUUCACUGAAAUUCUCCUAGAAAGGAAAAGCAUUGCCCAAGACACAAAGGUGGCUUUGGAUGCAAUCACAUGCCGCUGGGGAAUCAAAGUGGAGAGAACGGAAAUUAAAGACGUACGACUACCUGCAGGCCUCCAGCAGUCACUGGCUAUAGAAGCUGAGGCUCAAAGACAGGCCAAAGUGAGGAUGAUCGCUGCUGAAGGGGAGAAGGCUGCCUCAGAAUCCCUUAGGAUGGCAGCUGAGAUACUCUCAGGCAGUCCAGCCGCUGUCCAACUUCGCUACCUUCACACCCUACAAUCCUUGUCCACAGAGAAGCCAUCCACUGUAAUCCUACCUUUACCAUUCGAUCUCAUGAAUCUUUUGCCUCCUGCUGGCAACAGAAUGCAAGGAAGCCUCCCCUUACCAAAUCCUCCCAGACAAGCAGAAACACGGGAUCCCUCAAAAAAAGAUUCUCCUAUGUUAUGAGACCCCAAAAGGAUAUAACUAAGAGGCCCUUCCAAACUUGGAGGAUACAACAUUAAGCCAUUUGUUACUGAGUGCUCUUCUGGUCUGUACUCAUUUUGGUUACCACAUAGGCAGAGAGAAGGAGGGGGAGAGGGCCAAGGAGAGGGAGGGAGGGAGGAAGAGAGAGAGAGAGAGAGAGAGAGAGAGAGAGAGAGAGAGAGAGAGAGAGAGAGAGAGAGAGAGAGAGAGAGAGAGAGAGAGAGAGAAGAUUCUCCCUUAUUGAAAAUAAAAUAAAAACGGUGAUGGACAUGUUAUCUAAGAGAUUCCAGUUCAAAAAAAUAGUUCAGACUAGAUGCCUAGUCAGAUACUUCUGCCUCUGAAAUUCUGUGAGUCCAUGUGAUUAGCUUCUUUGGCAGUUUAUUUAAUAUUCACUAAAAAAAUUAGAAGCAAAAUAAUAUAUCUAUAGUUAAGUGGUAUAGUAGAUAAAGCUCUGGACUUGGAAUCAGGAAAACUCAUUUUAUGAGUUCAAAUCCAGCCUCUGAUACUAGCUGUGUGACCCUGGACACAUCACUUAACCCUGUUUGUCAGUUUCCUCAUCUGCAAAAUGAGCUGGAGAAGGCAAUGGCAAACCACACUAGUAUUUUUGCCACUUGAGUCAUGAAGAGUCAGAUGUGACUGAAAUGACUCAACAACAACACAAUGAUAAAGCUGUGGGCCUGGAAUCAGGAUAGACAUGAAUUUUCUUAUCUAGCCCUCAGAUAUUUACUAGCCAAGUGAUACUGGGAAAGUCACUUAAUAUCCAUCUUAAUGUUUUCUCAUCCAUAAAAUGAAGAUAAUAAUAGCACCUCCCUCACUGGGUUGUUGUGAGGAUAAAGUGGGAUAAUAUGUGAAAAGUUUGCUUUGUAAAUUUGAAAGCACUAUAUAAAUGCUAUUAUUAUUGAUCCUAAUUAUUUUUUUUAAAUAGAAGAACAAUCAGUAUCAAUAUGGGGUCACUGAUUACACCUUUUCAGAAUAAUAUUUAGUAUUUUUUAGUGUCUUUUUUUUUUAAACCCUUACCUUCCAUCUUGGAAUCAAUACUGUGUAUUGGUUCCAAGGCAAAAGAGUGGUAAGGGUAGGCAAUGCAGGUUAAGUGACUUGCCCAGGGUCACACAGCUGGGAAGUGUCUGAGGCCAGAUUUGAACCUGGGACAUCCCCUGUCUAGGCCUGGCUCUCAACCCCCUGAGCUACCCAGCUUCCCCUAGUACUAUUUCUUUAAGAGAAAAAAGAUAUGACUUAUGAAUUCGCAAAAAUGAUGCAUAUUGUACUAUUAGCCCCUGAUAAAUACAUUCUGAAAAACUGCCUCUCAAGCAAAUUAUAUAACUUCAAUUUUCAUUUCUGUUGUAAAAUCAGAGAUGCUUAGCAAGGGGGGAAAUGGUCCCAAGGCAUAAUAAAAAUCACACUUUGGAAGAUAGCAAAGCCUUUUAAAGCUAUUUAGAGAAAAAUCAAUAACAUGAUAAAAACCCUCCUAGUAAAGGCAAAAUAAGUAACAAAAUAAACACUGGCAACUUUAAAAUUGCAGACUGUAAGGAAUGCUGGGAGUAGGGGCAAUGCAGGGGUUGAUAACGACCCCCCACUUUGGUUAAGAUGUUCUCAAACUUGAAGUCCUCUCAACACUUCUCACUUUGUAACUAAUGUAAUUACCUUGUGUUAAAGAGUAUUUGAGUCUCUUGACUUGAACUCAUGCUCUAGAUAGCCUUUCUGGGACUAUUGUUCAACUAUAUUUUUGUUGAAAUAAAGUUUUUGUGGGCUGGC
Molecule: messenger RNA, 4130 nt
Organism: Monodelphis domestica (gray short-tailed opossum)
Lineage: Eukaryota; Metazoa; Chordata; Mammalia; Didelphimorphia; Didelphidae
Gene: NPHS2
Product: NPHS2 stomatin family member, podocin
Cellular component (GO): plasma membrane
Source: RefSeq, a predicted model, not a curated record